AUGGCAACUGAAUUAUUGUGCUUGCACAGUCCAUUCUCAUUGUACAGAAAUCCCUUGCCUAGAGUCAUCCAGGCCAAUCCCUUGCCUAGAGUCAUCCAGGCCAACCCCUUAACUUUGAAAGUCAGAUGCUCAGUAAGCACAGAAAAUGUCAGCUUAGCAGAAACAGAAACCAGACGGUCUGCCAAUUAUGAACCAAGCAGCUGGGAUCAUGAUUAUUUGCUGUCUUCCGAAAAUGAAGAAGCGAUUGAAAUAUACAAAGACAAAGGCCAAAAGCUGGAGGCUGAGGUGAGAAGUAUGAUUAGCAAUGAGAAGGCAGAGUUUCUGACUUUACUGGAACUGAUAGAUACCGUCCAAAGGUUAGGAUUGGGGUACCGGUUCGAGAUUGACAUAAGGAAAGCCCUUGAUAGAUUUGUUUCUUCAGAAGGAUUUGAUGCUGUAACGACAACUAGCCUUUAUGCUACUGGUCUUAGCUUCAGGCUACUCAGACAACAUGGCUUCGAGGUCUCUCAAGAUGUGUUCAACAGCUUCAAGGAUCAAAAUGGGAAUUUCAUGGAAAACCUUAAGGAGGACAUUAAGGCAAUGCUAAGCCUAUAUGAAGCUUCAUUUCUUGCCUUGGAAGGAGAAACUAUCUUGGAUGAGGCCAAGCUGUUUACAAUAGCACAUCUAAAAGACCUUAAUGAAGAAAAAAUCGGAAAAGACCUCGCUGAACAGGUGAAUCAUGCAUUGGAGCUUCCGUUGCAUCGCAGGACGCAGAGACUAGAAGCUGUAUGGAGUAUUGAAGCAUACCGUAACAAGGAAGACGCAAAUCAGUUACUGCUACAACUUGCUAUACUGGACUACAACAUGGUUCAAGCGAUAUACCAAAGAGAUCUUCGCGAGACAUCAAGGUCAGUACAAGGACAAAAUAAACAAAUAAACAGCACUCAGAUCAAUUAG
Dovyalis caffra is the source of this 936-nucleotide messenger RNA. NCBI's taxonomy places the organism in Eukaryota, Viridiplantae, Streptophyta, Magnoliopsida, Malpighiales, Salicaceae. The record is from the annotation of a GenBank genome assembly.